GGCCCGGGAGCUGCCCUCAGACCUUGCGCCGGCCGCGGCCGAGGUGGGCGCUGGCGGUUGUGGGGCGCGCGGGGAGUGCGGCGCGGGGCGGCUGCGCGUGUGGCUGCGGGAGCGUCCUCUUCGUGCGCGAUAGGGAAGCUGCAGGAGAUCCAUUUGCCAAACUGGAGUGGCCCUGCAGGCAGUCCAGAGUCUGGGAGCCAUGCAGUUUUCCCCGGACUAUGCUUUGAACAGGUGGGACAAGCAAGCAGACUACCAUGCCUGCAGGAAUCUUGCCUGAAAAUGAAGAACCGUAUUCCACUUCGGUGAAUGACAGUGUACAUGCUGCCGACAUGAAAGGAAAUUCAGGACGUCCAACACCAAAGUACACGAAAGUCGGAGAGCGCUUACGGCAUGUUAUUCCCGGACACAUGGCCUGCUCCCUGGCGUGUGGUGGCAGAGCCUGCAAGUACGAAAGCCCAGCACGCUGGGGCGAGCAGGGGCAAGCCAUCAACGGGGUGUACUCAUCGUGGGUCACUGAGAAUAUCCUAGCCAUGGCUCGCCCGUCCACUGAGCUUCUUGAGAAGUACCGCCUCAUCGAGCAGUUCCAAAGCCAUGGCAUAAAAACAGUCAUCAACCUGCAGCGCCCUGGUGAGCAUGCCAGCUGUGGGAACCCUCUGGAACAAGAAAGUGGCUUCACGUACCUUCCGGAAGCUUUCAUGGAGGCUGGCAUUUAUUUCUACAAUUUUGGAUGGAAGGAUUAUGGUGUAGCAUCGCUCACCACCAUCUUAGAUAUGGUGAAGGUGAUGACAUUUGCCUUACAAGAAGGAAAAGUAGCUGUCCAUUGUCAUGCAGGGCUUGGUCGGACAGGUGUUUUAAUAGCAUGUUACUUAGUUUUUGCAACAAGAAUGACUGCUGACCAAGCAAUUAUAUUUGUUCGGGCAAAGCGACCCAAUUCCAUACAAACUCGAGGACAACUACUCUGUGUAAGGGAGUUUACUCAGUUUCUGAUUCCUCUUCGCAAUAUAUUCUCUUGCUGUGACCCCAAAGCACACGCUGUUACUUUAGCACAGUAUCUUAUUCGCCAGCGGCAUCUGCUUCAUGGUUAUGAGGCCCGACUUCUGAAACAUGUACCCAAAAUUAUCCACCUCGUUUGCAAAUUGCUCCUCGACUUAGCCGAGAACAGGCCAGUAGUGACAGAAGAGGUGGCAGAAGUGCCCAGUCUAUCUGCCGAAAUUGAGAAGACGGUUUCUGAGAUGAUCACCCUGCAGCUGGAUAAAGAGUUGCUGAGGCAGGGCAGUGACGCAUCAGAUUCCUACCCCCCCACUGCAGUGCCCACAGAUUUUGAGAAUCAGGAUGUGAUUCUUUCCAGCGAGCAAGAGAUUGACCCUCUUUGGAAGAGACGGAAUGUCGAGUGCCUUCAGCCCCUGACUCAUCUGAAAAGACGAUUCAGCUACAGCGACUCAGAUUUAAAGAGGGCUGAGUCGCUUCUGGAGCAGGGGGGAUCUCCGUGGACAGGGCCUGCCCAGGUGUUGCUUGGCCAUCAUCCCGGGCAGCAGAAGCCCAUCAGCCACUGUUACACCCCCCAGUCUCCACAGCUUGAUCCAAGUAAGGAAAAGCUGGUCCAAAAUACAUUCUCUUUCUGGAAUCAGGCUAAAUUUGGAGGCCUGGAAGGACUCAAAGAUGAGGGGUCACCGGUUUUCCAUAGGGAGACUAUUGCAAAGGAAGUACAGCGGAGUAGAACCUUCUCUUCGGGUGUUUCAAGUUCAUACAACCCUAGGGAACCAGUUAUACCGAACCUUGCAGAUACCCCUACGGAACCAAACUGUUCUCCCCAGCAAGCGCCCCACUGUCAGGACGGAACUCCUGCUGGUUGCUGCUCCGACACCCCCCGUGGCCCUGUGGACUGUGGCUUCAGCCCCAAAGCACCCUUCCCCGGGGGACGCAUCCGAGCCCAGGACAGCAAAGAUCUGUCUGCAGUUGCUCCACACACUGCUUUGCAGUCUGAAUUGAGUGUCGAAGCCAGGAGAAUACUGGCAGCCAAAGCCCUGGCAAGUUUAAAUGAGUUCACAGAAGAGGAGGAGGUGAAAAGGAAGGUAGAAAUGUGGCAGAAAGAACUAAAUUCCCGAGACGGAGCUUGGGAAAGAAUAUGUGGCGAAAGGGACCCUUUCGUCCUGUGCAGUCUCAUGUGGUCUUGGGUGGAGCAGCUGAAGGAGCCUGUGGUCACCAAAGAGGACGUGGACACAUUGGCUGGCAGCCACGCACAUGCCACAGAAGCACUGUUUUUAUUAGAGAAGGGCCAGCACCAGACCAUUCUCUGUGUGUUGCACUGCAUAGUGAGUCUGCAGGCGAUCCCUGCGGACGUGGAAGAAGCCAUCCUCAUCCGCGCCAUUAAAGCCUUCACCAAGGUUAAUUUUGACUCUGAAAAUGGACCACUAGUUUAUGACACCCUGAAGAAAAUAUUUAAACACACACUGGAAGAAAACAGGAAAAUGACAAAAGAUGGCCCUCAGCCUGGCGUUUAGUGAUGCUUUCCUGGUGGUGGACCCCUCAGACCCGGAGACCCAGAUGGCGUUUCUGCGCACAGAUGAACAGGUUGGAGCGUGGAGCCGCUUUGUCUCGUAGCACUUUAUCUCAGACGCUCUUGGUUUGUGCUAAGAACACUCAUUUCUGUUGGGAGCAAUUAUUUAUUUUAAAAUACCCUCGAGCUACAUUUUUGUGUUGAAAAAUUGCCAUAACGUUGGUGCCACUUUCUUGUAUUUAUUUAACUGAGUUAAUACUGUUGUAUUAAUAUGUUAAGUAUGUGGUGUUUACAUCUUUAUUCUUUUUGACACUUUGGAAAAAGUUGUGACUCUUCUUUCCAAAACAAAUAUUUUGUCAGUGGAACCCUUGCUGGAGUUUUUACCAAAUACGUAAUUUUAGUAGUAAAACUUCACUGUGGAUCCAUCCCCCUGAUCCUUGACCUAAGGAAGUCACAAAGUGUCUUAAGCAGUUUUGUAUUUGUUAGUAAGAAGGCUAUUGAAUUUUUUUAAGGAUCUUUUUUUAAUUUGCAAAUUUUUUGUUUUUUUCUUUUUAUAAACGCGUCAAAGGAUUUCAAAGAUAUUAUUUCUCAGAGAGAUUUAGUUUUGUGUUGAAGGUUGACUGUGAGGUGGUUGGGAUUUUUUUACCACGGGAAGUAGACUUGCUCUUGGUCAGGCUUCCAGACCCCCUGCCGACCUCUGCUGUCACAGGAGGCAGGAACGCUUUUUGGCACGUCCAGCCUGAUGCCCAACAAACAGCGUCUUCACGGUGGAAGCGGAGGCCGUGGUGGGCAAUGUGGGCAGCUGCUCAGAAGCAGGACUCCACAGGGAGGAGCGUCAGGUGGGGGCAGGCUCCAUGCAGCAGCGUGACCACCGGCCCACACCUCCCACAUCUGCCCUUCCGUGGACCCUGUCAUCUCAGGGCCCUGUCUUCGGCCACUUGUCACUCUGAGAACUAAGAUUCUUAAAUUGAACGUGACGCACGUAGGCCGCAAUCACCCUCUGGGCUCGAGAUAAGAAAUAAGUGAACUAGUUACUGCCUAACCAGUUCUCUGUGGACCAAACUGUCAUUCAGCAGUUGAAGCCGUGAUGAAUGUGUGCAGCACCAGAGGCCGGGCCACACAGAGGGUAAUCAUUUUUCCCAGUAAAUAUGAUAUUCAUCUAACCCAGUUUCACGAAAUAUGUUUACCGUCAUUUCUGUCAGUCU
Messenger RNA from Neomonachus schauinslandi (Hawaiian monk seal), 3702 nucleotides. It is a transcript of the gene PTPDC1, whose product is annotated as protein tyrosine phosphatase domain containing 1. NCBI's taxonomy places the organism in Eukaryota, Metazoa, Chordata, Mammalia, Carnivora, Phocidae. The record is from RefSeq and is a predicted model, not a curated record. Bases 255 to 2501 code for a protein of 748 amino acids. The transcript is spliced from 12 exons. Gene Ontology annotation, molecular function: protein tyrosine/serine/threonine phosphatase activity. Gene Ontology annotation, biological process: cilium assembly; protein dephosphorylation.